Molecule: messenger RNA, 2876 nt
Organism: Mesoplodon densirostris (Blainville's beaked whale)
Lineage: Eukaryota; Metazoa; Chordata; Mammalia; Artiodactyla; Ziphiidae
Gene: CD2BP2
Product: CD2 cytoplasmic tail binding protein 2
Exons: 7
Coding region: 204-1268 (354 amino acids)
Cellular component (GO): U5 snRNP
Molecular function (GO): protein binding
Source: RefSeq, a predicted model, not a curated record
CGUGCCGGCUGGAUUGCUGGAGUUCUCGUGGCUCUGCCGCCUCUUUGAUUUGUACACAGCCCAGGACAGUUGGGGGUCACCCCAGGGAGUCGGGAGCUCGGCGCAGGGAGGAGCGGGGCUGCCAGGGUUCCAGGUCCUGGGUUCGCCGGGGCCCCGCGGGCUACGAGGAAGCUGGAGCUUGAGAAAGGCCCCUCUGUCCAGUCAUGCCAAAGAGGAAAGUGACCUUCCAAGGCGUGGGAGAUGAGGAUGAUGAGGAUGAAAUCAGUGUCCCCAAGAAAAAGUUGGUGGACCCUGUGGCUGGGGCAGGAGGUCCUGGGAGCCGCUUCAAAGGCAAACACUCUUUGGACAGCGAUGAGGAGGAUGAUGAUGAAGGGUCCAGCAAAUAUGACAUCCUGGCCUCAGAAGAUGUAGAAGGUCAGGAAGCAGCCACACUCCCCAGUGAGGGAGGUGUGCGGAUCACACCCUUCAACCUGCAGGAAGAGAUGGAGGAAGGCCACUUUGAUGCUGAUGGCAACUAUUUCCUGAACCGGGAAGCUCAGAUCCGAGACAGCUGGCUGGACAACAUUGACUGGGUAAAGAUCAGGGAGCGGCCGCCUAAUCAGCGGCCGCCGUCAGACUCAGAGGAGGAGGAUAGCUUGGGCCAGACACCAAUGAGCGCCCAAGCCCUCCUGGAGGGCCUUCUGGAGCUGAUGUUGCCAAGAGAGACAGUGGCUGGGGCACUGAGGCGCCUGGGAGCCCGAGGAGGAGGCAAAGGGGGCAGCAAGGGACCUGGGCGGCCCAGUUCCCCCCAGCGCCUGGACCGGCUCUCCGGGUUGGCUGACCAGAUGGUGGCUCGGGGCAACCUCGGAGUGUAUCAGGAGACAAGGGAACGAUUGGCCAUGCGGCUGAAGGGGUUGGGGUGCCAGACCCAGGGACCCCGUGACCCCACAGUCCAACCCUCCCUGGACAUGUUUGCUGAGGAAGUGGCGGAGGGGGAGCUGGAGACCCCAACCCCUGCCCAGAGAGGAGAAGCAGAGUUGCCCGGAGAUGGUCUGGCCGAUGUGAUGUGGGAAUAUAAGUGGGAGAACACAGGGGAUGCUGAGCUGUAUGGACCCUUCUCCAGCACCCAGAUGCAGCCAGUGCAGGACAGAGCCCCAGAAGUGGAGACUUCAGGCCUGGAACGGCUGGGACACCUGUUGGGAGUGAGCAGGAAAGCUGAUACUCACUGGCUCCCCACUGCCUCAGCCUUCUUAGAAGUGGAUAGAAACGGCCUCUUAGGUAAAGUCUAGACUCAAUGUUGGCACUUGAAGGACCUUCCAAGGGCACCUGGGCCAGUCAUGCUUUGUACAGGCACGUAGAUGGGCAGUGUCUCACUGGAGGUUACACAGCACGUCAGAGGGCGGGCCCAGACCCAGUGGGCUCCCUUCGAAGACCUUUCUUGGCACCAGGGCUUUUCUCUCUGGCCUUGGAAGCCUUGUGGCUUACGUUUCCUGGGCUCCCACAAUGUGUCUGACACUGGUUAGUGCCUUGAGGGAACUGAGAGAACUGGGCUGGUCCCCUCCCAGGAAUUCAUAGUCAGGGGGAGGGAUUGGGAGGAAGACUGAUACGCAUAAUUGUAUAGUCUGAACCAAACACCUUCCACCUCCCACCGGUGCUGCCUUAUGCCUCUUCUCACUCACACCAGUUAGUUCUCCACCUUGGCUCUCUGUUGGAGUUUUAUGGGGAGCUGUAACAUCACUCCGCAGAGAUUCUGAAUGAAUGGAUCUAGGUAACGGCCUGGUGUUUGGGGCUUUAAAAAGCUCCCAGGUGUUUCCCACGUGCAGCCAGGUGGAAAACCACUGGGCCUGACUCCAGGACUGAGGUUACACUUGGGGAAAGGGGCUGUUUCGUGGACCCUGCUGUGGUGGAGCUGAGCAUGGGUGUGGCCGGGGCUCUGGUGGAGUCUUACCUAUGGGAGAGUCAAGCACCAGAGCCAUGGGGGCAGAUGGGAGGGUGGAAGGAGUCAGGCUUGGAACUAGGAAAGGCUGGAGGGCAGCGUGGGGAUACUUGAUGCUCUAGUGAGGCACCCAGCUUAUAUAAUAAUUAACUACUAUAAUAAUUAGGCCCAUUCUAGUGCCAGCCCAGACCUGGAUUUCAUUGACUUCAAGAUGCCUUCAGUUGUAAGAUGUCUUACUUUAUGUGUCAGUUAGAAAGAAAAGCCUGCGCAUUGCAGUUGUAAGAUGUCAUUGGUUCAGAGCUGCCUCCUGAUUUCAGAAAUGUUUCAAAGUGAAAAACAGAUGUCUUAGAACCAGUGAAAUACAGUGUUCACGUUUAUAUCCCCAGUGACCGACUCAUGGGAGGUACUUAGUGUUUGGUGAAUAGAUGGACGCCAUGGGGGGCAGUUCCCCUGGAUGUCCCAAAGGCACCCCAGGCUCCACAAUCCAAAGCUGGCCUCACCUUCCCCACCCGUACAGCCUCCUGUGUUCACCUCCCCGAAGACACCAUGUGUAGGCAGAAUAAUGGCCCCCAGAGAUGACCACUUGUGAAUAUAUGACUAUAUGGCAAAAGGGACCUUGAAAUGUGAUUAUGUUAAUGACUGAGAUGGGGCGAUUAUUCUGGAUUAUUGAGGUGGGCCCAGUGUAACCACAAGGGUCCUGUUACAUGAAAGGGACUGAGGCGGGUCAAAGUGAGAGGGAGAUGAAGAUGUUAUACCCACGGCUGGGUUUGAAGAUGGAAGAAGGGGGCAUGUACCGAGGAAUGCAGCAGCCUGUAGAAGCUGGAAAAGGCAAGAAAACGGGUUUUUCCCAGAGUCUCCACAAAGACAUGCAGCCCCACUGUGGGUUUUAGCCCAGUGAAAACCAUUUUGGACUUUUGACCUCUUCUAGAACUAAUAAAAUUGUGUUGUUUUAAGUUGUUAA